GCGAGGGAGUAUUGCACCAUUAAUUAGUCCCUUAUAAAUCUGUGUUGUGUAACGUGCUUUGUUGUUGACAAUUUACAGAGCAACAACUGCUCUCAGCAUCACGAGCUCUUCAGGUGCGAUUCUCUCUCGCAGCAGUAAGCUGCUUUAUUCAUUUUUCGGGAGGAACAUGAGUUUCACUGGCCCUUCCGCUGCCGCUUCUGCUGCUGGGAGAACUUUUGACUUUGGACGGACGUAUGUGGUCAGGCCCAAAGGUAAACACCAAGCGACCAUAGUGUGGCUACAUGGCCUUGGUGACAACGGCAAUAGCUGGUCUACUCUCUUGGAAACCCUUCCACUUCCGAAUAUAAAGUGGAUCUGCCCAACUGCUCCUCAACGACCAGUAACUUUAUUUGGAGGCUUUCCAUCAACUGCUUGGUUUGAUGUGAAUGACCUUUCAGAAAAUGCUAAUGAUGAUGUACACGGUUUGGAAGCUUCAGCUACAUAUGUUGCAAGCUUAUUGGCUAAUGAACCUGCUGAUAUAAAACUUGGUGUUGGAGGCUUCAGUAUGGGUGCGGCAACCUCCCUAUACUGUGCUACUUGUUUUGCUCGAGGGAAAUUUGAGAAUGGCAACCAGUUUUCCCAAAAUAUAAGUGCUGUUGUUGGAUUGAGCGGUUGGCUUCCAUGCGCAAAGACUCUAAGUUCCAAAUUAGAAGGUGUGGCUGAGGCUUCUGGACGUGCUGCAUCCUUACCCAUUCUGCUUUGUCAUGGCAAAGGGGAUGAUGUAGUUGCUCAUAAAUUUGGUGAGAAGUCCGCGCAGAAGCUAACUUCUACUGGAUUUCGAGAUGUCACUUUUAAAUCCUAUACUACGCUUGGUCACUAUACUAUUCCAGAGGAAAUGGAUGAGCUUUGUGCUUGGCUAUCAUCCAAAUUGGGACUGGAUGGUAAAUGAUGCACCAUUACUCGAGACUCGUCCGUGAAUUUUCAUAUUAUUUGUUCCAAUCUAUGGAGUCUUUCUUGUGUGAUUUGGCCAUAAUGUUAUUGCUGGAUUAGAUGAACAUUGUUUGACUGAAAUUAGAGGUGAAAGAUCAAUUCUAUUUUGUGGUUAUGGAACUUA
This is a messenger RNA of Salvia hispanica, 1093 nucleotides long. RefSeq lists its product as uncharacterized. The record is from RefSeq and is a predicted model, not a curated record. Lineage: Eukaryota; Viridiplantae; Streptophyta; Magnoliopsida; Lamiales; Lamiaceae. Gene Ontology annotation, molecular function: hydrolase activity.